Molecule: messenger RNA, 968 nt
Organism: Mycena citricolor
Lineage: Eukaryota; Fungi; Basidiomycota; Agaricomycetes; Agaricales; Mycenaceae
Source: the annotation of a GenBank genome assembly
CGUUGCUCUGUGUCGAACAAAAUCUCGCGUUUCUAGAGGAUUCUCUUCCCACCUUCCAGCCCAUGUCGGUUAUAGACGAAGACAUCGACAAUGAAACGCUUCAGGCUCAAAUAGAUCUCUCCAUGUCCUUCACCGACAACCUGGUUGCGUCUUGGAUAAAACCUUCGGCUAAGCAUGGGAAAUCCUCCAGUAGCACCUUGGAGUCAGAACUCAAGGAGUACAUGCGCCGACCACCGAGGCUCGGUGUUGGUGCGCCAUUACCGGAACUCGCCAACUCCUCUCGAACGGCAGAUCGUCUGAAAUCUCGUCUCACGGACAAGGGGAAGAAACGUGCACGAGAAGAGGAAGAGGCGGAAGCGCUCAAAGAGGAUCUGGAGGAUGUCCGAGGCUCGUCCGGCGUGAAGAAGGCGCGAAUAGAUCCUUUUGCCGGCAAUGGCAAGAAGAAAAAGAAAAUCACAGCGGUGCCUCAGAAGGACGAAACAAAAUCUGCUAUGGUUCUUGAAGAAAAACCCUCUGUCGAAGAGAGGAGGGAGGAGAUAUCGGAACGGGCCGAGACAAUAAUGACAGCCAAGAAGAAGAAGAAACGGAAGAAGGAGGAGAAAAGCAAUACGGAGGAGAACAUAGCCCUCGCCGGGGUGCCUGUUUCUAAACUCGUCGUGCCUCUCCCAAUCCCAAGUACCACUGUCGCCCCCAACAGAUCUCCUGCUGGCACCGACCACAAGACAAAGGGACCAUCAAGUUCUCCGACCAUUGAGAGACCGUCCCUGACUGCAGCCACUGCACCGGGCCAUCCGUCGAUAUCCAUCACUGGUCCGAUAUUGAACCUUAAUGGCCCCCCUCCUCAAAGCGAUGAAUCUGAUGUAGACAACCGAGAUCCUGCCGCCUCCAAAAAGAAACGCCGAAAGCGGAAUAAAAAGAAAAAGAAAAGCCUACUGGCUGUUCCACAGGAUGACGGUCCAACAUCAUGA